Molecule: messenger RNA, 4344 nt
Organism: Seriola aureovittata
Lineage: Eukaryota; Metazoa; Chordata; Actinopteri; Carangiformes; Carangidae
Gene: wdr47a
Product: WD repeat domain 47a
Exons: 17
Coding region: 189-2933 (914 amino acids)
Molecular function (GO): protein binding
Source: RefSeq, a predicted model, not a curated record
CAGCGUAGCGGCGCAGUAAGAUCCAGCAAGGAGGGGACACAGUCAGACAAGGAGGAGGAGGAGGGACAGUCAGGCAAGACAAACAACACUGACAAUACCGUCGUGACAGCGUCUGUCAACAGCACGGAACCACCCAGGGGGACAGCGUUUUUCAUCCCAUGUAUUUUUAGAAACAGUCCGUCGUCACCAUGACAGCGGAAGAAACGAUAAAUGUGAAGGAGGUAGAGAUCAUCAAGGUGAUCCUGGACUUUCUAAACUCCAGGAAACUACACAUUAGCAUGCUGGCUCUGGAAAAGGAGAGUGGAGUCAUCAAUGGGCUCUACUCGGACGACAUGCUCUUUCUCAGGCAACUGGUGCUUGAUGGGCAGUGGGAUGAGGUCUUGCAGUUCAUUCAGCCUUUGGAGUGCAUGGACAAGUUUGACAGAAAAAGGUUUCGUUACAUCAUCCUGAAGCAGAAGUUUCUGGAGGCUCUGUGUGUGAAUAACGCCAUGUCUGCAGAAGAUGAGCCACAGCACUUGGAGUUCACCAUGCAGGAAGCAGUCAAGUGUCUCCAUGCCCUGGAGGAGUUCUGUCCCUCUAAAGAUGACUACAGCAAACUGUGUUUGCUCCUCACUCUGCCACGCCUCACAAACCAUGCUGAGUUCAAGGAUUGGAACCCGAGCACAGCCAGGGUGCAGUGUUUUGAGGAGGCGUGCACCAUGGUGGCGGAGUUCAUCCCAGCAGACAGGAAGCUGAGUGAGGCUGGGUUCAAAGCCAGCAGGGAUCGCCUCUUCCAGCUGCUUCUCAAGGGAGUCCUCUAUGAGUGCUGUGUGGAGUUCUGCCAGAGCAAGGCGACGGGUGAAGAGAUCACAGAGAGUGAGGUCCUCCUGGGUGUUGACAUGCUGUGCGGUAAUGGCUGUGACGACCUGGACCUGUCAAUGCUCUCCUGGAUGCAGAACCUCUCCCACAGCGUCUUCUCCUGCGCCUUCGAACAGAAGCAACUCAACAUCCACGUGGACCGCUUGGUGAAACCUGCUAAAACUGGCUAUGCUGACCUCCUCACCCCGCUCAUCAGCAAACUGUCUCCCUACCCUUCCUCCCCCCUCCGCCGCCCCCAGUCUGCCGACACCUAUAUGUCGCGUUCCUUGAACCCAGCAUUGGACGGCUUGUCCUAUGGGCUGUCUGGCCAGGAUAAGAGAGCAAGCGGCGGGGAAAUAGUGCCGGGUAAAGGGGUCUCUCCCAUGUCCCACUCGUUUGCCAACUUCCACUAUCCCGGAGCAGGAGGCCAGAGCCUCAGCAGGAGUCUCAUGAUGGAGAGCUCCGACUGCCACAGCAUCUUUGAGGAAUCCCCUGAAACGUCGAGGACAGAAACACCUGUGGAUAAGAUGAUGAGUUCAGCUGGAGCUCAGAAUCUGCGUCCUGCUUCCGCUCCGGGCGAGGACGCACCAUCAGCUGGCUCUGGUGACAGGAAUGAGCUUCGUGACUCCACAGAGAAGUAUGAGGAGUAUUAUCGCCAGCGUCUUCGUGUGCAGCAGCACCUGGAGCAAAAGCAGCAGCAGAGGCAGAUGUACCAGCAGAUGCUUCUGGAGGGAGGGGUCCAGCAGGAACCCCCGCCCAGCGACAUGCAGCACAGCCUCACAGAGAAGUUCCUCAACAGGUCCAUCCAGAAGCUGGAGGAGCUAAACGUGGGAAUGGAGAAUUUAGGGGAGGAGGUGAAAUCUUUGGCCCAGCAGUGCAAUGGCAAUGGGAACACGCCCGCCUCUGAAGACAAUAACAAUCCCCCAUCUGUGACCCCGGAGCAGAGCCGGACCCAAGGGGGAGGAGUGCUCAGCAGUACCCCACAGCGCACGGUGGGGGGGUGCGAAGUCUCGCCACCAAAUGAGUCCCCUGUUGUCUCUCAGAGUGGGCAGAAACAGGCAGGAGGUCAAGAAGGUGACUCUCCAGGCUCCUUAUCCCGAAGUAAACAGAGUGACAAGCCGAAAGGUCUGUUUGUGCCCGUGCACAGUCUGGAAGAUACUCAGGCUAUUCGUGCUGUUGCCUUCCACCCGUCUGGGUCGCUGUACGCUGUGGGAUCCAACUCCAAAACACUACGUGUGUGCGCUUAUCCAGAAACACUGGACACAAGCACUCCAACGAAGCAGCCAGUUGUCCGCUUUAAGAGAAACAAACACCACAAAGGCUCCAUCUACUGUGUGGCCUGGAGCCACUGCGGGCAGCUGCUGGCCACAGGCUCCAAUGACAAAUAUGUCAAAGUUUUACCUUUUAGUGCAGAGACGUGCAACGCCACAGGCCCAGACCUGGAGUUCAGCAUGCAUGAUGGCACCAUCAGAGACCUGGCCUUCAUGGAGGGUCCAGAGAGCGGAGGAGCCAUCUUGAUCAGCGCCGGAGCAGGAGACUGUAACAUCUACACCACUGACUGUCAGAGGGGACAGGGUCUGCACGCCCUCAGUGGACACACAGGUCACAUUCUGUCUCUGUACACAUGGGGAGGCUGGAUGAUUGCCUCCGGCUCCCAAGACAAGACGGUGCGUUUCUGGGACCUCAGGGUGCCCAGCUGUGUCCGAGUAGUGGGAACUGCUUUCCACGGCUCAGGCAGUCCCGUUGCCUCGGUAGCAGUCGAUCCGAGUGGCCGUCUCUUAGCAACAGGACAGGAAGACAGUGCAUGCAUGCUGUAUGACAUUAGAGGAGGACGCAUCGUUCAGGUGUACCGGCCGCACAGCAGCGAUGUCCGAUCUGUUAGGUUUUCCCCUGGAGCACACUACCUGCUCACCGGUUCCUAUGACACAAAGGUCAUGGUCACCAACCUCCAAGGUGACCUGACCAAACAGUUGCCUCUGACCGUGGUGGGAGAGCACGGCGACAAGGUGAUUCAGUGUCGAUGGCACACACAAGACCUGUCCUUCCUCUCAUCCUCUGCUGACCGCACUGUCACACUCUGGACACACAACCCAUAACACACACACACAAGCACGCACAUACACCCCCCUACACCCCUAAAACAACACUGCUCCUCCAGCACUAUCAACUCGGUCACACCCUUUCAACACACCUGACACUUAGAGCCUGAAAACACACACACUCUCUCUCUCUCUCACACACACACACGUACGCACACACAGGUGAAUGAGCCUUUCCCUUCUGUCUGUAGGAAACCAAAUGGAUACAAACCUGUGAUGCAUCAAAAGCACACAUGUUGCAUGUUCUCCUUUGUCUUCACAUCUCUCACAUUGCAGUUAUCCCACUGAUUGUUGUCAUCUUGAGGAGGGUAAAACAGCAGCAUCAUUCAUUUUCCUCACUUCAUCCACAUGGUGUCAUUGUACAUCUUCACUCCUUACAGUUGUUGAGGUUAGACAGGACAGAGUGCUUUGUUCAUGAUGGUGCCUUCCUUCAGUUCUCAGUUUCCAUAACAAAAAUGUAAAAAAAACAAACAAAAAAAGAUAAUAUGGUCAUUUUUCAGGAUCAAAUUUUGUCAGUUAUUUUGAAGAAUCCUACAUUCCUUCUUUUGCAUAUCAUUUUCUUACAGCUAGUGUAAUGCUGCUAUAUUGUUUGGGAAAACAAGAGUCGAAUUUAUGGUGUAAAAUGUAAUUUUUCAGUGUGUCAGUAGUGAGCUUUUCCUAUCCGAAGGCUGAAUCUGUGGACAUCAAACUGCCAAUCAGUCAGCUGUUGCUUCCCUGUGGGAUGUACUGAUGUCUAAUGUUACUGUGUCCACUGCAUUACUCCAAUUCAAAAUGUGUAAAUUAGCUUGUGCAUUUGUUUUAAAUUUGAAAUCAGUGUUUUUGCGCUGUAGUAGUUACAGUGUCUUGCAAUGGCUUGCUUGCAAUGGAAGAUCGUUAUUAUGUCGACAUCAAAGGGAAAUACAAAGUGUAAUUUUUGGUUGAGCACCCUAGCAUUCAAUUUAGGAUUUUUAAGUGUUUAAAAGCUUUGGUUUGUCUACUGCUGUAAUAAUAUAACAACAGUAGGUGGCAGUCUUUUCCCAUAAAAAGGGUCUAACCAUAUGCACAACGAAAUCUGAAUGGAAGCACGGGUGUUUUGAUAUUUAUUUAGAAACAGUAUUUGGGGCAUAUGCAUUGUAUUCUUUUCUUGUAUUUUACAUGCGCACUUUUGUCUUUUAACAAUUAUUUACUUACAAAUAUGCAUAUUUAAGUUUUUAUGUUAAUGUAUAGUAUAACAAAUGAGGCCAAACUAAUACGUACAUAGAUGUAUUUAUUUCAGUUGUGUUUAUGUAUGUACAGUUAGUAUGUUUUGGAAAUGCUAGUGGCUCUUGUAUUAAGCCUUUCUAAGUCUUGUUUUUAAAGGUGACUUAAAUUAAUUCAAGCUAACUCAAGUCAGACUGCUGGUACGUUAAAUAAAGUGUCUUUUACACAA